This is a messenger RNA of Cynara cardunculus var. scolymus (artichoke), 1541 nucleotides long. Its product is annotated as homogentisate phytyltransferase 1, chloroplastic. The transcript has 13 exons. Gene Ontology annotation, molecular function: prenyltransferase activity. The record is from RefSeq and is a predicted model, not a curated record. Bases 160 to 1347 code for a protein of 395 amino acids. Lineage: Eukaryota; Viridiplantae; Streptophyta; Magnoliopsida; Asterales; Asteraceae. Gene Ontology annotation, cellular component: membrane.
GUUCCACUUGGGUCUAUGUUGAAAUGAAACAGUAGUGGAGGGCUUUACCUACAAUUUUCUCUUUUCCAUCGACAUGCAAGCACUUGAUGCACAAAACAAUUGAUUCUCCAAUUGGGGCUUCCCUGAAACGUGAGAACUUGAUUUGGGUUUGAUUGAGAGAUGCAAAUCAUGAAGUCUUUGAUUAUUGGGUCUUUUCCUAAUAAGGUUUCUUCUUAUUCUCCGUCAUUACCAGAUUCAUAUACUUCACUCAUCUCAACAGGUUCUUUUCAUGUAUCAUUAAGAGCAUCAAAGCUUAAGCAAUCUCAACCAAAUCUUGUGAGAUACAGCAAUGGCAGCUUUAAUGAAAGUUCUCUACUUUCUCGGAAAUGCAACACAAGGCAUGUUGCAAAUGCGGUUUCUGAACAACCCAUGGAACCUGACUCUACAAACCCUCAAAAUUCGCUGCCAAAUGCUUUAAACGCCUUCUACAGGUUUUCAAGACCUCACACAGUUAUAGGAACCGCAUUGAGCAUAGUUUCAGUUUCACUCCUUGCUGUUCAGAGGCUUUCGGAUCUUUCUCCACUAUUCUUCGUCGGUGUUUUGGAGGCCAUUGUUGCUGCCUUUUUUAUGAAUAUAUACAUUGUUGGCUUGAACCAGCUAUCCGAUAUAGAAAUAGACAAGGUUAACAAGCCGUAUCUUCCGUUAGCAUCCGGAGAAUAUUCUGUUCAAACCGGUGUUAUCAUUGUAUCCUCAUUUGCAGUCAUGAGUUUCUGGCUUGGAUGGAUCGUGGGUUCAUGGCCUUUAUUUUGUGCACUUCUCAUAAGUUUCCUUCUUGGGACUGCAUAUUCAAUAAAUGUACCGAUGUUGAGAUGGAAGCGAUUUGCUCUCGUUGCAGCAAUGUGCAUUCUAGCUGUAAGAGCUAUAAUAGUUCAAAUUGCAUUUUACCUACAUAUUCAGACUUUUGUGUAUGGAAGACUUGCUGUGUUUCCGAAGUCUGUGAUAUUUGCAACCGGAUUUAUGAGUUUCUUCUCUGUUGUUAUAGCAUUGUUCAAGGACAUACCUGAUAUUGUUGGGGACAAGAUUUUUGGAAUUCAAUCAUUUACGGUCCGCUUGGGUCAAAAGCGGGUAUUUUGGAUUUGUAUCUUGUUACUUGAAGUGGCUUAUGGUGUUGCUAUUCUAGUCGGAGCAUCAUCUCCAUUCCUUUGGAGCAGAUACAUAACGAUAUUGGGGCAUGCGAUUCUUGGUCUAAUACUUUGGGGUCGUGCCAAGUCGACUGAUCUUGACAGCAAAUCGGCGAUAACGUCAUUUUACAUGUUCAUAUGGCAGUUGUUCUAUGCCGAGUACUUGCUCAUUCCGCUGGUGAGGUGAUUUGCAACAACGAGCAUUGAUGUAGCGUGAGUCCAUUUCUUGUUCUAGUUUUGCCAUCUUAGAUAGGGAUAGGGUUAGGGUUAGAUAGUUCAAGAUUCGACUUUAUUUAAUUCCGUGGAGUUUUGAAGGUACAAAAAGAUGUUAUUUGUGUUGUGUAUUUGUAUUCUAUAAUGGCAAAAACCAUGUUUUGUUAA